Molecule: messenger RNA, 3360 nt
Organism: Amyelois transitella
Lineage: Eukaryota; Metazoa; Arthropoda; Insecta; Lepidoptera; Pyralidae
Gene: me31B
Product: ATP-dependent RNA helicase me31b
Exons: 8
Coding region: 261-1586 (441 amino acids)
Biological process (GO): cytoplasmic stress granule assembly; P-body assembly
Cellular component (GO): cytoplasmic stress granule; P-body
Molecular function (GO): ATP binding; RNA helicase activity; mRNA binding
Source: RefSeq, a predicted model, not a curated record
AUGUCAGUCAGUUAUGUCAAAUGUUCAUUCUUGUUUGUCUCUGUCCCUCCCUGGUUUACUUUGUGAUGUCGUCGUCGAGUAACGAGUUGUGUCGUCUUUUGUAAAAGAUUUAAUAAGAAUUUCCUGGACUUUUUGGUGAACGUGAAUAACUUGUGUAGCUUUAUGCAUCUGAAAGUGACUUCUUGUGAAAUUUGUUUUGUGCUGGACUUGUGAUUAUAAGUUUCUAAUUUUAGUCAUCCCUAGCGGGAUUGUUUGGCAAAAUGAUGACCGAAAAUAGAAUUAGUUCAAGUAAUCACGUUGGCAAUAGUUUAAAUAAUCAGAAGGGAGAUGUCGAUAAAACAAUUGAUGAAGUCGGUUGGAAAUCAAAAUUAAAAAUACCCCCAAAAGACAGAAGAAUAAAAACUAGUGAUGUGACAGAUACUAGAGGUAAUGAAUUUGAGGAGUUUUGUCUAAAGCGUGAGCUCUUGAUGGGCAUUUUUGAAAAGGGCUGGGAGAAACCAUCCCCAAUUCAAGAGGCUUCUAUUCCCAUAGCUCUAAGUGGUAAAGAUGUUCUGGCACGAGCUAAAAAUGGUACCGGCAAAACUGGUGCUUAUUGUAUUCCAGUCUUAGAACAGGUGGAUCCAAAAAAAGAUGCUAUACAAGCUUUAAUUGUGGUACCUACAAGGGAGCUAGCACUCCAAACAUCACAAAUUUGCAUUGAGUUGGCUAAGCACACAGACAUUCGAGUAAUGGUGACGACAGGUGGUACCAACCUCAAAGAUGACAUUAUGCGUAUCUACCAAAAUGUUCAAGUGAUAAUAGCUACGCCAGGUAGGAUGAUUGAUCUCAUGGAUAAACAAGUUGCCAAGAUGGAUCAGUGCAGAAUGUUGGUCCUUGAUGAGGCAGAUAAGCUCCUCUCUCAAGACUUCAAAGGCAUGCUGGACAAAGUUAUUAUGAGAUUACCCAAAGAACGCCAAAUCUUGCUGUUUUCUGCCACUUUCCCACUUAGUGUGAAACAGUUCAUGGAGAAGCACCUCAGGGAGCCCUACGAAAUCAAUCUUAUGGAAGAGUUGACAUUAAAAGGAGUAACACAGUACUAUGCAUUUGUACAGGAGAGGCAGAAGGUUCACUGUUUAAAUACCCUGUUUUCAAAGUUACAAAUAAACCAGUCUAUAAUAUUCUGCAAUUCUACUCAACGUGUGGAGUUAUUGGCUAAAAAGAUAACUGAGCUAGGGUAUUGCUGCUAUUACAUCCACGCGCGCAUGGUGCAGGCACAUCGUAAUCGGGUGUUCCACGAUUUCCGCGCUGGGCUGUGCCGCAACUUGGUGUGCUCGGAUCUCUUCACGAGAGGCAUCGACGUGCAGGCUGUCAAUGUCGUCAUCAAUUUCGAUUUUCCGCGUAUGGCAGAGACUUAUCUACAUCGCAUUGGUCGCUCUGGCCGUUUCGGUCAUCUAGGUAUCGCGAUCAAUCUGAUCACUUAUGAAGAUCGGUUCGCACUGCACCGCAUCGAGCAGGAACUGGGCACGGAGAUCAAGCCGAUCCCGAAGGUCAUCGACCCCGCCCUGUACGUGUCGCGCCCCGACGACGAUGACUCGGCUGACAAGUAACGCCAUGCCGCCGCUAUAUUUCGCAGCACGCAUUAUGUGCGCACUCCUACUAUUUGGACUUGCUGACUGGUGAAUUAGUUUAAAAUAUAACAAAAACAAAAAACUUAUUUGUAAAAAGUGUAAUGAAUUUAUUAUAACAAAAUGUGAGUGUAAAUAGUUAUCGUGAGCUAAGACUUUGAACCUGAAAAGGGUCACUUUUUUAAAGUGUAUAUAAAACGAACAUCAGGACUCGAUCGGUGAUUUGACGCUCUUUGUCCAUAUUGGAUACUGUGCGUGUGCACCAUUGUUGAAACAUAAAAUAUUUAUCUGAAUACCAACUGCUGAGUCUACCUAGAUUUGUCUCUGAUCUUAACAUGAAUUGUGGUAGACUUAAAAUACGAUUGUAAAAUGUAAAAUUUCUACCCAUAUUAUAUUGAGUAAUGAGCUAGCACCAUAUUAAUUUUCUUACCUAAAAAAUAUCAUUUCUGCAGUAUGGGUAGAAAUUAAAGACUAGCUCGAAUCUCAUUUCAUCACAAUAAAUAAAUUUUUAGUCUAUUGAGACAGCUUAACAAAGACUAUUUCUGGCCGCUUGGAAUAGUCUUAUAUUUCUGCAAGCCGUGUACGCCAAGCAAUGGCGUGAGUUAAUUUGAAUGAACAAUGGAAUUUGAUCUCGUGUCUUUUUAUCGUUUUCGUGGGAUAAUAUGAACAUAAUCAUGAUAUGAUUAAUUCAAAUAAACUCAUUACAUUGUUUGUAAUAAUAGGUUUUGAAUAAUGAAAGUUUUAAAUAUUUUAUAAACAAGCGGUUUUGUCACAGCCUUAAAAUGUAUGGAUAGACAAGACUAACGCGGGCGUACCUGAUGAGCCGGAGAUAAAUAUAUUUUAUAGUAGUACAUUUUCUUGUUGGCGAGAAAGAUUUUUUAAAUCAAAAUCUUAUGUUUGGUACGCUGACUGCUGAGUUUUGGCUGAAAAGGUGAAAGAUUCUUAUUGAGCCAGCUUCAGGAAAAGCUGUGACACUAACAAGGCAGGGGAAUGAGUUGUUUUGUUACGGCUUGCAAGUACAGCACAUUGCUCUGUCUCAUUUAAUUUGGAGAGCUUUUUGUUUUGCAUUUUUUAAAUUCUAAAAAUUUUGCUCUCUUGGGGGGGAUUAAAAAGUGAGGAUUUCAAGUGAAGAGUGGGCUAUAUUUACCAGUUCAACGAAAGCAAUAAUUCACUGUUAAAAACUGCCAUUUAUAUAGAAAAGCUCUACAAGUUAUUUAUGGAAAACUAAAAUUUUGAUGAUCCUAGUUUAUAUGUAACAAAGAAAUUCUUAUUCUACUUUUUGUUAUUGCUUGAUGCAUCAACUUAGGUCUUGUAAACCGAUUACCUUACCUUAUUGUAUUUUAUUUAUUAAUUAUAGUUUCUUAAAAAUCUGGAAAAGUGGCAAUGGCCUAAAUUGUUAAUGGUUUGCCAUUCCCUUGAAUUGUACCUGUAUAAAAUAUUACAGUAUUUUUGUCAAAAGAUUCGACAUAAGAUUUAAUUUUGCAUAAGUUUUGGGUCUUCCAAAUGGUAAAAACGAUGUUCACCAAAAACUUAUUAUAUGGUGCCUUCAGGCCACCUAAUCAAUUUGAAUCGAGGGAUUUUAAUUGUAAAUGCAUCUUGUGAUAAAUAGUAAAUUUAAAAGCAUAUCAGAAUAGUCCAUAGAAGUGAUUUAGAUCAUGCCUCAAAUAUACAUAAAAAAUAUUGUUUCGCUAUUGUUAUACGUUUUGUUUUCUUUAUAAAAAAAUAGCCAAAAAUAAAACUCUUCACGCCAAAACAA